Vombatus ursinus (common wombat) is the source of this 5526-nucleotide messenger RNA. Its product is annotated as kinesin-like protein KIF24. The coding region runs from base 288 to 4604 and encodes 1438 amino acids. The record is from RefSeq and is a predicted model, not a curated record. Gene Ontology annotation, biological process: microtubule-based movement. Lineage: Eukaryota; Metazoa; Chordata; Mammalia; Diprotodontia; Vombatidae. Gene Ontology annotation, molecular function: ATP binding; microtubule motor activity; microtubule binding. The transcript has 14 exons.
UUGCCAUGGGGACGCGGCCUUGCCUUCUCGGCGGGUCGGUUUGUUGACGUACCGCAGGGUCACUAGGGGCAGUGCCCCGGGGUGUCAGAGCAGCCACAGUCAAAGGUUCGGAUGCCUCAGCAGGGGAAACAGUUGGACCACACGCCUUGACAUUCAGUUGAACAUCUAAAAUUAGGCAUGUUACAUUCAGUUGCUGAGGGGACAGUUUCAGUACUUCAUGGCAUUCAUUGGAUAGAACUUGCAAGUGCAAGUAUUCAGAAACAAUUAAAAUCUAUCAACCUACAGUAAUGGCAUCAUGCUUGUACGAAUGUCUUUGUGAGGCAGAACUUGGAAAAUAUUACCCUCAUUUUUCUGCCUUUGGCCUUCAGAAAAUAGAUGAAUUAGCUAAAGUCACAAUGAAAGACUACUCCAAAUUGGGAGUCCACAAUAUGAAUGACCGUAAGCGCCUCUUCCAACUCAUUAAAAUCAUUCAAAUCAUGCAGGAAGAAGAUAAAACCACUAACAGCACCCAGCAAGAUCUUCCAACAAGUAACCUCCAUGUCCGUCCUCAAAGAGCCAGAUCAGGACCUCGAAGGCAACUGUGCUUUGAUGCUUUUGUUGACAAAAAAGACCAAACACCAGAGGGUUUUGCAUUUGACACAUGUAGUCUAUCAGACUUCUGUUCAGCUGAACACAAACCCAAUCUAGUAGAUAUGCUGGAGCAUAUUCUGCCAGGUGAUACCCAGUACAAUAAAAAGCCAAGAACUCCUAAUGCUGCAGCUGCUGAUACAAGUGUGCAAACAGAAACAAACAGUACAGCAUUGUUUUCACCAAAUAACCUUUCUCCACUUUUGGGAGAUAUUGAGGUCCCUACCAUACAAAGAGUCCCUCACAUUUCUGGAUAUAAUUAUGGAGUCCCUCAUUCUUAUAUCAGAGAGAAUAUGUCAGAGAAGGGUAAUGUUUGGACUGAAACUGAGAAAAUCCGAGUAUGUGUACGGAAACGCCCUCUGGGCAUGAGGGAAGAAAGGCGUGGAGAAAUUAACAUUAUUACAGUAGAAGAUAAAGAAACUUUACUUGUCUAUGAAAAGAAAGAGGCGGUUGACCUUACCCAGUAUAUUUUGCAGCAUGUUUUUUAUUUUGAUGAAGUCUUUGGUGAGAUGUCUACCAAUCAAGAUGUAUAUAUGAAGACCACUCACCCACUCAUUCAGCAUAUUUUUAAAGGAGGAAAUGCCACUUGCUUUGCAUAUGGACAAACAGGGGCUGGAAAGACUUAUACCAUGAUAGGUACUCAUCAAAACCCAGGGCUCUAUGCUCUCGCUGCUGAAGACAUCUUUAGGCAAAUAGACCUAGCCCAGCCAAGGAGAGACCUCUCUGUGUGGAUUAGUUUUUAUGAGAUCUACUGUGGACAACUUUAUGAUCUUCUAAAUGGAAGGAAAAGACUUUUUGCAAGAGAAGAUAGUAAGCAUGUUGUACAGAUAGUGGGAUUGCAGGAACUUCCAGUCGAUAGUGUGGAUCUCCUUUUAGAGGUUAUUUUGAAGGGUGGCAAGGAACGUAGCACUGGUGCUACUGGAGUCAAUUCAGAUUCCUCCCGUUCCCAUGCUAUCAUCCAAAUUCAGAUAAAAGAUUCAGCCAAGAGAACCUUUGGAAGGAUAUCUUUCAUUGACUUGGCUGGAAGUGAGAGAGCAGCUGAUGCCAGAGAUUCAGAUAAACAAACAAAAAUUGAAGGUGCAGAAAUAAACCAGAGCCUUCUAGCUCUGAAAGAAUGCAUCCGUGCAUUGGACCAGGAACAUGCUCAUACUCCCUUCAGACAAAGCAAAUUAACUCAGGUACUGAAAGAUUCUUUCAUUGGUAAUUCCAAAACCUGCAUGAUUGCCAAUGUAUCGCCUAGCCAUAUGGCUACAGAGCAUACCUUGAACACUUUACGUUAUGCUGACAGGGUGAAAGAACUAAAAAAAGGAAUUAAAUGCUAUACCCCAGUUACCAGUCGAAAUCGGUCAUCUGGACAUGUGUCUCCAAAACGGAUUCAGUGUUCACCUUCAGUACUGCCAGCAGACAAGUAUUCUCCCAAAAAAGUGAAGUUGGGAUUUCAGCAACCUCUCACAUCGGCCUUUAGCACUACACGAGAGAAGUGCUAUCCUUUAGCCUUUCAUUCAGCCAAUGUCCCUUUUUCUUCUACUCCCAAAGUCACGGGCAAAGGGAAUAUCUCCAAAGGAAAUCUUAGCCAUGUAUGCACCACCCCCACUACCCCUUUUAAAGAACCUGCAAAGGCAGGGUCUCCUGCAAAGAAGAAGACAGAAGAUUCUACAUUGGGUUUCAAGAAGCUCUGUCCUAGCAGGGACCUUGCUGGCAAACCAAACACAGCUAUAGUGCUAGGAAACAGGGGUGUGGGUCUCAGGAGGACCUAUGUGUCGGGCCAGUGCAAAAAAGUACCAGCAGUGCAGCCAGUGCAGAAGCAACUUGUAUCCCGCGAUGAGUUCUCUUUUGGUGAGCCCCAUCACGGAGGGCAGUGUAGUCAGACCUGUGAGAAGGUGCUGACCAAAUGCUGUUCUGAAGCUUGGACCACUAUACCUCCUCAUCAGAAAGACAGGGAAGCACAUUUGCGUUUUUACCACAAGCAGUUUCAGCAACCACCUCUUCUCCAACAGAAGUUAAACUACCAGCCACUGGAACGGUUUUUAUGUCAAUACAACCCCCAAGAUAUUAGAGUCCAGCAAGAUACACCUCCCCUGCAUCCUCCUUACUCCCCGAACCAAGAUGUCACUCAACUGGAAGACCUAGAUGACAGUGAUUUCAGUGAAGAUUCGUUUACACCUAUUUCUAACCAAAGGACAGUCAAGAGAAGAAAUACCCAGGAAUAUAGUAAACAUUCAUUCUUCCUUCAUAAGAGAGAAGAACAAGGAACUGAGGAUCAGAAAGCUGAAAGUGAGCAGAGUUUGUUUUUUAACUACAGGAUAAAUACUCAAGAGAAUGAUUUGAAUGAACAUUGGGUCUGUGCCAGGAAUCCAGCCUGUUUAAACACAGCAGAGCUGAAUAAAGGGCACCACAACAAGACCCUUUCUGAUUGGAGCAUACGGGAUGACUUGACUUCCUUAGACUCCUCUCCCAGUGACAACAUAGCAGAACAGCUUUACUGCUCACAGGUGGAUUUUGUUCAUAACAGGAGGAAGAGUAACCGAGCAUUUGACCAGAAACAUGUCCCUUUCAAAGAUGAACCCUGUCUCCAGGCUGAUACCACCUCAUCACCACCAGAACAGGACCCAUCCACAUUCUCAGCGUUAAACCUUGCAGAUCAUGAGUCUUCAGAUCAAAUUGAUUCAGUCAUCUUACCACAGGAAGAAAGCAACAAUAGCAGCCAAACUCAGCGGAUGCAGCCAAUGAAGAAAAGUAAUAACUUUCAUACCGAAGGAGACUUUGGUGAAGUAUCAGGGACAUCAGCAGAAUCGGCUUCCUGGCCGAUGGCCCCUCUCACAGUGUCUCUUCUUGAGAGCACAGACAAAGAAACUUCUAAUGAACCCUUUCUUAACCAGAUACCAAGAUCCCCUCAGAGGAGGAAAUGGGUACUUGAUAUGAGGACACCAACUUCUGGAAAGUGUGACAAGGAGGUCAGAAUGUUCAAUACAACCAAAGACCUCACGGCAGAAAAUACCAUUAUGCUCCCGGGUCUGGACAAACCAACAUUGGCUUCUGACAGCAAGUCAGCUCUGCUGCUGUCUCUACAAUCAGAGGACCAGUGGUUUUUGUCAGCCUGUGCUGCUGCUGAACCUGCUAGUGAUCUCCCAAACCUAUCUUCCUCAGCAGUCCAUCAGGGCUCAGUUAAUGAUCCCUCAGUAAGUGAAGCCAAUAUGGAAGAGUCCUUGGAGAGCCAAGUGGGAACAGUGGCCUUAAGAAACAUAAAAUGCCAAGACUAUGUAAACAGCAAGCAUCAUGAUGCAGAUACAGAAGAGACCGUGCUGAGCUGGGAUUUGGGCUCCCCAGAAAAGCCCGACCCUAACAAAGAAAGUCUAGGAGUCAGCGCCGGGCCAGCUUCUCCUGUGGUUCCUGUAGAUGUGCCUGAAAAAGAGUUUUUGAGCAGCUCAGAGGCUCUUACAAAAACCAGAAGCAUUUGUUCCCCUGUCCAGUCCCUAGACCAAGAGAACAAGCCUCAGAAAUCUGAAAGCCCCUUCAAGUUGUCUUUCAGUAGUGAGGAAAUUGGGCAACUAAAACAUAGACUGAUGCAGAGCAUCUUUACACAGGCAGGCCUUCUUCGGGAACAUGCCACAGGCUCUCUGACUGCUGAGCCCAUGAAUUCUUUGGCAAAUCAGACUUCAGAAAACCAAUCUACCCCUGGCAGUCAAAGUAGCCUAUUCCAGCUUGUGCAAGAGAGGCAUGAGGAAACCCUAAAACAAGCACAGCAGGUUGUCAUUCAAGCCCACCAGGAACAGCUGGACAAAAUGGCUGAAUUGGAUUUCAAGGAGGAGAGUUUGAUUGAUCAAAUGACAGCAGCUGAUUUUGAAGACUUUGUGACCCAGCUAGAUGAAAUCAUGGUCCUGAAAUCCAAGUGCAUCCAGAGCCUCCGAGGCCAACUACAGCUCUACCUUGCCUGCUGCAGGUCUGAAGCUUCCCUAGAGAGAAUGUCAGCCUCUUAGAUUGGAGAGUCCUUUGGACAGGUGGAGAGGGCUUUGGGGUGGGGAAGGAAUACCCCUGCAUGCCCUGACUAUGCCAACAACUUAUUUUUAUUCUGGUUCCUUUAUGACUAGUGCACAACUGAGUUAAGGGAAGGCAGGGUAGAAGAUACCUGUGCAGCAGAGAUGUCAACUAUGUAGAGUAGCACCAUGCAUCUCUGGCAUAUGAAUCCUCACCGCCAGUGCUCCUAGCCUUCAUGUGGACUAUGCCAUGUGACAGUGAUCCUUAAGAUAAUGUGGCAGCUUUUUUGUAGAGCACAAAAUGUCUGUUACUGAGUGAACAGUCCCACCAAAGAUCAGGAAGAUACUCGAGGAGAUGCUGGAAGGCUGCUGCAUGUGAGUGAGCAGGAUGGCCUGAAGAGGGAGAGUAACUUUGUUAUGUAAGGCCAUUCUGGGGGCGGCGCUGCUAGAAGUGGUUUGGCCAGCUGCACAGUUCUUUUAGGAGAACAGAAUUGGUUCCAGUAUCUCUGAUAAUCAGCAAAAGUGUAAGUGUUGGGCAGGAGGAAUUGCCUAGAAUGUUUUCUAGGAAGUUUGGACUCUGAAUGUUAAGGAGUGGAGGAGGGGUUACACCAUUAGUUCACAGCCCCUUUACUCCUUGGAGGUUUUGACAAAAUUGAAGAGUUACCAGUUCAGGUCCAGACCCCUCCUAUAUCCCAGGCUUUGGAGACUAAGAUUGGGUUGAGUUUUUACAUUGCCUAUUUUAAAAAAAAAAAAUUAGUAAGAUUAUACUAAUUUUGACAUGUAUUUAAUUUAAUUAAUUAAUAAAAGAGGUCUGAUUUCUACACCUUGUAAACCAACCCAUCCUUUGUUCUUAAAUGGAAGGCUAUUUGUGAUCUUGUGCUUUUUUAGCAAGAGUGUGCUUGAGAUGUUUUGUGCUAUGACUUGC